Molecule: messenger RNA, 2277 nt
Organism: Cladocopium goreaui
Lineage: Eukaryota; Dinophyceae; Suessiales; Symbiodiniaceae
Source: the annotation of a GenBank genome assembly
AUGGAGAAACAUUUGCAGGCGACGCAGAGGUUUCUGAAAGGUCUUGCCUCUUUGCCCACUUUUGCGGAAGUGAAGGCGAGGCAGCUGAAGCACCUGAGAGGUGUCAUAGAGAAAGCAGCCUCGCAAGGCACUGCUGCGGUGGCUGAUCUAGUUGCAAGUCUGGAUCCGACAAUAUGGAAUCCAGAAGAACUAGAGACUUUGAAGCAUGCCUUGGCCGAUAAGGUAUCCGACGGAAAAGAGAGGCGCAAAAUGCAAGACUUCACUGCAUUUCCGCGUUAUCUUCCAGAGCAUGUCUGGAAUCGUUUGUUGACAAGCAGCAACCAGAAGGAUCGGUUGGAGUCCUUGGUAAAAUUUUGCAUUUCCUUAGGAAUGCGAUGCCCAAGUGAGCCAACGAUCGGUGGUUUAGUUUGGCUGUCAACAUGUGCGUUGAGAACGCAGGAGAUCAGUGAAAGCGAGAAGGUGCUUGCAUUGAAAGAAUCGAAGCCAAACAUUCGACGUUGGUUGGCCAAUUUGGCUUCUCCGGCAGUGUAUCUGCAGGUAUUGCCGACGAAUGUGGCCGAUUGCCCCGCCGAGCUCAUGCAGGUGGCAUUUCCUCAGGGAUUUGAGUCGUAUACUCCGCCUGGCUUCCAGCUGGCGCAUUACGAGGAAGUCGUGCGGCGAUUUCCGUUGCGUCGUCGCGAGGGCGAGGAUGGCAAGGGGGGUGCCGCUGGCAUGUCGGGUGAGUAUACGCACAUCUUGGGGAAAUUGUUUGCUGGCGCGGUCGAAGGGGUGUUGGCUCGCUCUGGCUCAGUGUCCUCUGCGGGAGGAUCAUCACUGGCUGAGAGCCAAUCGAAUCGGUUGCCGUUGCAGGACGGCACCUCGCCAGCACCUUCUGCUGAGCCGGCUCUGCGUGCGGGACAGAGUGUGCCAGCGGGGCCAAGCCUGUCUGCGGGACAGGGAUCCAUGCCGCUUUUGGCUUUGGAGGAUGCACCGCGCGUGGAUGGGCAGUUCUGCGCUGCUCUUUCCGGUGCUUCCGAGGCACCAACUGUGGAGUCGCAAUUGAAGUGUCUGCAAGACGCUCUGCAUGCGCCUCCUGCGGAGGGUGCAGAUCUUCCGGAUGAUAUUAAAAAACGGCCGGCUUCCAAGCAAAAGGUUUCUAAGAAGAAUGCCGCAACGGGUCCUUCAGGCUCUGCGGGAGCAAAGAAGCGCCCGGCGGCUCGGGAGGAGGCUGCGCGUGGUGCCGUUGGGUCUGCGGGAUCCAAGAAGCGGCCGGGUGCCUGCGAGGCAUCAAUGGCAUCUUUGCCGCACGCAAACGCUGCUUCUGCAGCUGGGUCUGUGCGAUCCAAACAGAAGUUGGCGAGCAAAGCAAAGGCUAAACCGAAGUCAACCCGUGCAAAGGCAGGACAGAAGGCAAAGCGCGUGCAAGGCAAGGACGCAUAUCGAAAGAGGUUGCUAGCCUCCGUACUGCUGCUGCGGCCAAUGGGAGCGGAGAGUGACGACUACGAGUCGGUCACUGCAGAAGAAGAAGAAGAAGAAGAACGGGAUGCUUCGCCUCCGCCGCCUGCGGGCGUGACACCGAAGGCGAAAGCGAUCAUUCCACCCCGGGCUCCUUCUAUGCCACCGCCUACGCAUGGAGCGUAUGUGAAGGCAGUGAAGGAUGAAAAGCUUUCUUCUUCUCCUUCUGUUUCUCCAGCGCCUGCGCGGCGCCAUCGACCACCGCGUGUGGACUCGGAGGCGGAAUCCUCCUCGCCGCCUAAGCCGGCGUCAAGCCGACCGGGGCCAGCGAAGACCAGUCGGAAGUGGGUUGACAGGCCUACGUGUGACAUCUGCUGGUUGCCGGUGAGUCCAAAUCCAUCUAGCAUGGAUCAACAUCGGCGAUGGAACCUGCAGUGCUUGCAGUGGCAGCAAUGGAAUACAGGACGCUGUGCGUCGUGGCAGGAGGCAGGGGACAAGGCCGUGAGGCAGAAAGCGCGACGAGAAGCGCGCGCAAUUCGACAGCAAGCAGACGCGUAUACAGGUGGAGGUGGCAAGGCCGUCGAGCCGCCGCAGCCGCCUGCUGUGCCUGCGGGGCACAAAGAACCGGACAGGGACCGGCGUCGCCGUCGCCAUACGACGGAUGAGAAGAAGAAAAAGAAGAAGAAACACCGCAGUGUGCGGGACCCAACUCCGGAGGUGGCGCGUCCGGAGCGUCAUCGCCGCAGACGUCCGCCGUCCUCGGAUUCCGAGGAGCCGCAGCCCAGGCGGUCGAAACGACCACGGCAGCUCAUCAUCACGCUGCCGCCGGAUGUGCGCAUCUGA